This is a messenger RNA of Perkinsus marinus ATCC 50983, 394 nucleotides long. RefSeq names its product A-agglutinin attachment subunit precursor, putative. The transcript has a single exon. The annotation marks the transcript as partial. NCBI's taxonomy places the organism in Eukaryota, Perkinsozoa, Perkinsida, Perkinsidae. The record is from RefSeq and is a predicted model, not a curated record.
AUGGCAUCCAGCCUUCCCCCGGUGGCAUCCAGCCAUCUCACAUUGGCAUCCAGCCAUCUCACAUUGGCAUCCAGCCAUCUCACAUUGGCAUCCAGCCAUCUCACAUUGGCAUCCAGCCAUCUCACAUUGGCAUCCAGCCAUCUCACAUUGGCAUCCAGCCAUCUCACAUUGGCAUCCAGCCAUCUCACAUUGGCAUCCAGCCAUCUCACAUUGGCAUCCAGCCAUCUCACACCGGCAUCCAGCCGUCUCACAUUGGCAUCCAGCCAUCUCACAUUGGCAUCCAGCCUCCCUUUGAUGGCGUGUGACCCCCAGCCAAACGACAAUUCAAAAUUUCAACCGAAUACAACGACCAAAUAUUCUACGAUGACAUCUAAUGAGCGUUCCAUCUCUCGCA